Emiliania huxleyi CCMP1516 is the source of this 787-nucleotide messenger RNA. RefSeq lists its product as hypothetical. The record is from RefSeq and is a predicted model, not a curated record. The transcript is spliced from 7 exons. The coding region runs from base 1 to 723 and encodes 240 amino acids. Lineage: Eukaryota; Haptophyta; Isochrysidales; Noelaerhabdaceae.
AUGCCAGCACCGCCGCCCAAACCCGUCCGCCGACCUCUCGACCUGCCCGGCCUGGGAAAGACGUCGCACGCCCGCCAGGCCUUUGUCAUAUCUUGGGUAUCGGUCACGCUUUCGGUCGUUGCGGCGGCGGUCGGCAUCUGGCUCUCCAUCGUAGAGGGCUCGCUCGUAGAUGCGGAAUCGGAGGGGGAGCUCGAGCGGCGAGAGAAGCGGGCGUCGGUCGGCAUCGCCGCGCUCUUUGUGGUGCUCGCCUUUGUGGUUGGCGGGAUGGCGAUCGAGCACCUGCAGCACGAGCACGAGGAGGAGGGCGAGCCCGGGGAGGCACUUCUCUACCUCUCCAUACCCGGCUUCGUCCGCCUCGAUAAAGAAGGGCCCCAUUUGCUCGUUGAUGGGAAAGGCGCCGCCCUCUCCCUCUGCGUCGCCAUCGGCAACCUACUGGUGGCGUCGCUCGGCCUGCUGCUAUUUGGGCUGCACGACCUCUGGAACAACGCGGCGAAGGGCCACAGCUGGUGGAGAGCGCGCUUCUGGGGUACCCCGAGCAGACAGCGGCAACGCGGUCGCAAGCCGUCCGCGCAGCAGGGCAGCCGCAGCGGCGGCGGCGGCGGCGGUGGCGGCGGCGGCGGCGGGGGAGGCUUUGUGGAGGUGUCGCUUGGAGGCGGCGGCGGAGCGCUGGCCGCUCCGCUAGACGGAGACGCGGGCGCGGAGGUUGAGGUGUUGGGGGUGUGAGGCGGCGCGGCCUGUGUGUAUUCAGUGACAAUCGUUCACUUGUUGUACGGCUUUAAGGUACCAA